Pyricularia grisea is the source of this 786-nucleotide messenger RNA. RefSeq lists its product as uncharacterized. Gene Ontology annotation, molecular function: hydrolase activity, acting on halide bonds, in C-halide compounds. Lineage: Eukaryota; Fungi; Ascomycota; Sordariomycetes; Magnaporthales; Pyriculariaceae. The record is from RefSeq and is a predicted model, not a curated record. The transcript has 2 exons. The coding region runs from base 1 to 786 and encodes 261 amino acids.
AUGCCGAAUCCAAAUAUAAGCAUAGCCUUUGAUCUGUACGGCACUCUCCUGUCGACAGAUGCCAUCUUGGACCAGGUGGCUGAGAUGUGCGGUGAUGAAACCAAGGCCAAGCAGAUUACGAGCCUCUGGCGGAGAUACCAGCUCGAAUACAGCUGGAGGAUCACAGCAAUGGGAAUAUACCGUCCCUUUGCCGACAUCACGGAAGCAGCCCUGAAGCACGCGGCGGCCGAGGCCGGGGUGCCCCUGAGCACAGAAGCCGUGGCCGCGCUGCAGCGCAGCUACGACGCGCUCUCGGUCUACGGCGACGUGGAGCAGGGCCUGCGGCAGCUCGAGUCGGAGCGGCGCGAGGGCGGCCGCGACGUGCGGUGCUUCAUCUUCAGCAACGGCACCGCGGCCGCCGUGAGCGCGAGCAUCGCCAGCUCGCCCACCCUGUCGCGCUACCAGUCCGUCUUUGAGAAGCCGCCGCUCAGCGUCGAGGCCGUCGGCGCCUUCAAGCCCGCCAGCGCCGUCUACGAUCACCUCGUCGCCGAGGCCACGGCGAGCAGGACCGACGGCGGCGGCGGCGACGGUGGUGCGGUCGGCGUCGAUGAUGUGUGGCUCGUCACGGCGAACCCGUUCGAUGUCGUCGGUGCUAGGGCCAACGGCGUCAAGGUGGUGUGGAUCGAUAGGGCCGGCACCGGCUGGAUCGACCGGCUUGGGGAGGUGAUCGCGACGGAUAUUGGACCUACCCAUAUCGAGGCUGGGGUUCACGAGGCUGUUUUGAGGAUUCUUUACAGUUAUGUCUAA